GUACUAGCUCAAACUCCGCUCACUAAAGACCAUAAACUUCACGUAGUGAAAUUCAGCUGGACGUCGCGUUCCUAAACACGAGGAGCAAACGGAACAUCUGACACAGACCCUGAGCAGCAGUUUGAAUCAGUGAGAAGAAAGAGGAGGAGAUCGUAUCUCUACUCUGCUGAUGAUUUGUUUGCAUUGUGCAUGUCUUUCCCCCAUUGCAGAUGUGAAGAAUGGAAUGAGCUGCUUUUACACACUGGUUUCACUGCAGCAUGGGAACUGCUGUGUCCAAGAAGAAGAAUUUAAGGAAUGAUGCGAUUUCUUCUGUUGCCGCAAAAGUUAGAGCAGCUCGAGCAUUUGGAGAGUACCUUUCUCACACGCACCCUGAGAACCGCAACGGAUCAGAUCACUUGCUAUCUGACACCUUCAUUGGUCAAGACACAGACUCCCCAGACAUCAGCCGACUGAACAACAAUAACAGCCUCCAGCCAUACUCCCAACACACUCUCAUAGUCAAGCCCAGUCAAGAAGAGGUUCAGCCAGGCAGCCAGUCUGCACCCCUUCCUACCAGUUCCAAGUGUCGUCUCUCCAUAGAACGCAGCCUUUCUUCUGAGGACCAGCAUCAUCAAAGGUGUGUAGAGAGCUCUUUGAAGCCAGCUCGCGUCUACACCAUUACUAGGGAGCGAGAUAUGCUUGGAGGCCAGGGAAGCAAGGAGUGCCUGGAGCUAGAGGUGCUGAAGAGGACCACAGAACCGCCAAGAACCAAUGCUCCCUCCAGUUUACGUGGCAGCCAUCAUCGAGGAAGCCACCAUCGUGGAAACAACGGCCCUACCCACCAGCAUCACUACAGCCAUGCACCUCUGACACAACCUUUGCAGAGCUCAGGGAGCGCCCAUAACAUCCGGGACUGGGGGUCGAGGCGGAGCAGGUCAAGGGAGGAUUGCACGCCGGAUUGUGUGGACUGCAUUCGGCCACACUGCCAGAGCCAGCGCUCUCUAGAUCUUGAGACGUCACCUCACGGUGGUGGCAAACAGCACAAGAAGCUAGAGAGGAUGUACAGUGAGGACCGUGUGUCCUCUGAAGAUCGAGAGGAUCACACGAACAGCUGGUUCCCUAAAGAGAACAUGUUUAGCUUCCAGACUGCGACCACCACCAUGCAAGCAAUAUCGAACUUCCGGAAACACCUGAGGAUGGUGGGCAGCAGGAGAGUGAAGGCCCAGACAUUUGCUGAUCGGAAUACGAAGAGUUUCAGCCGGUCCUGGAGUGACCCCACACCCGUCAAGCCUGACUCUCUCCAUGACUCCAGAGACAGUGGAGACCUCCAGGCAUCGUCUGGCAAUCUGGAUGAAGAAGACUGCGAUGAUGUCGACUGGGAGGAAGAGAGAGAGUCGGAAAGAGCAGCUUGUGAGGGCGAUGACUUCAUCCCACCCAAAAUCAUGCUAAUUUCAUCAAAAGUACCAAAGGCCGAAUACGUUCCCAACAUCAUCCGUCGGGACGACCCCUCCAUAAUCCCCAUUCUCUAUGAUCAUGAGCAUGCCACCUUUGAUGAUAUACUAGAGGAGAUUGAAAAGAAACUCACCGCCUACAGAAAAGGCUGCAAAAUCUGGAACAUGCUCAUCUUCUGUCAGGGAGGUCCAGGUCAUCUCUACCUUUUGAAGAACAAAGUGGCCACAUUUGCUAAAGUAGAGAAGGAGGAGGACAUGAUACAGUUCUGGAAGAGACUCGGCAGAUUCAUGAGUUUAUUAAAUCCUGAGCCCAACCUCAUCCAUAUUAUGGGCUGCUAUGUGCUCGGCAAUGCUAACGGAGAAAAGCUUUUUCAAAACCUCAAGAGACUGAUGAAACCUCAUGCCAUUGAGUUUAAGUCUCCUCUGGAACUGUCAGCUCAGGGUAAGGAGAUGAUCGAGAUGUACUUCGAUUUCCGCCUCUACCGCUUGUGGAAGAGCCGCCAGCACUCCAAACUUCUCGACUACGAUGACCUUCUGUGACAUUGUGUCGUUGGUUUAACAGCCCAAGAGGCAGGUAGCUUUCUUUAGGGCCCAUGCGGCAACGUUCCCUCCGGAGAGAGCCUGGGCGGAAAAGCCCUGAGGUGGAAGGAGGAAGAUGAGGUUGAGGAUGCGGAUGGCUGACAUUGAGAAGACGUUCCAAUUCUCCGCCCUCAGAUGUAACGAGGAGAAGCAGCCAUUACUGUUAGGUGCUGUGUCUUCACCCCAUCCAUUUGAGCUUUCAGCUUGAAAGAGAAACAUUCGGGGAGAUCUCCGCAGGUCUUAACUUUUAACCUGUGAGAGGUUUAGAAAAUAACGUUCCGUUUCUUUGAAAAUUGAAAAAGCUGUUAAGAAGGAGGAAAAAUAAGAACAGAUUUGUUUUUAGUACUUUUGAGUAGCUGUUUUUGUGGUUAACUAGCAGGGGCAGUGAACCAAGGCCAUUUAACAGUGAAAAACGCCUUGAGGUUAUCUACAAAUGCAGGAUAAACUGUGGAACUACAUAUCUGUUGUAUGUACAUAUUCACUCAAACUCUAAAAUAACUACUGUAAUUUAUCUUUCAGCAUAAUAGUGCACUGUUUUAGUUGUUAAAGUAUGGUGGUUUUUUAGGAUUCAUUAGAGGGAAUAUAACUCAGGUUUCAUUCGUUUAACUGGCCUCCCUCUGUGCUGUACCAUCUUUAGAUAGAGAGAGAAGAGGAAAGCGAAACUUUUUUUCAAUAGAAAGCUGUUCAGUUUGAAUGAUUGAGCUACCUGAGUGGUGUUGAAAUAACACUCACACUUUAUAUCUGUAUCAGGAACUUUGUGUGUUUAGAUGUUUUAGAUUUCUAUAGACUCAUGUACUGUGUGUGUAACAUUAAGGCAUGUGUAGACGGAGCUCAUUUUAGAGCGGCAGAUUCUAUCCUUUAGCUUCAAAAAUUUUCUAGCAUCUUAAAGAAAAAACAUUGAAUAAGAUUUUAAAAUUGAUUCAUUUUGACAGUAAUAUAAACAAUGCUAUUCAGUUAGUGAAUUUGCGCUCAGAUCGUGUCAUAUUUGUGAAUUUUCUCCUACUGUUUGUUUGUCCUAUGCGUCUGUAAGUAUUUGACGUGAUGUCGAGCUCUGUUUUGUGGUGUUUUCUUUGUAGGUGGAGGAUAACUGAUCAUUUUCCAUUUCUGAUAAGUCAAAGUGCAAUUGUAUCUGCAAUAUUUCUCUUUAAGUGUUACUGUGAUCCUGUUUUGAAUAUCAAGAUUAGUUUUUUUUCAUAGUAUACAGGAUAGUACAUUUAGUCUUUAAAGUGGUUCUCUGUGGAGGAAAAUGUUCACGAAUCGCUCUAGUUGGUGUGUGGGUGUGUUUUGGAUGCACCAAACAGAUAAAACAGUAGAUAGUUGUAAUCUUUAAUCAUCACGAGUGGAUGUAUAAGUGCAAAACAGCAGCGUCUAUAGCAUUUCAUAAAAAGCUGCCAGAUUGAAAAAGUGCAAUGUGGUUAGUCUUUCUGGGGUAAUAAUACAAAAAUUAGUAUGCAUUGCAAUAUUCAAUGGAAGCAAACAGGAAAAAGAUCCCUAAUGUUGCUAUAUUUAGAGCAUAAAACUCUAGUUGAAAUUUACCGUUAUGAGAGCAUGUGAAGAAUCACGCAUAUCUGUUUGUGAGUGUGUUUUAGCUUUAGAGAUGCGGACAGGGGCACUGAGAUGUGAAGGAUGCAUCUGUGUUUGCCUUGUACAUCUCUUUUCAUCUCUGACCACUCAUGCAGACGCCCUGAAAAUCUCUGUAUAUGUAGGGCCAUCAGGGAACGAGUGUGUUCUGAUUAGAUCAAAUCAAAACAGCCCGACCGCUUCAGACGAUUGCAUGUCUCGAUAUGGCUUUGUAUUUUGCUAUCCAAACUUAUUUAAACUCAUGUAAUCACAUCAAGUCGUUGUAUGCUAUAAUGCUAAAAUGAUUGUCAAAUUGCUAGGUAGUAUGAAUAUGAUCUAUGGGUGUAAUAGAACAUAGCAUUUGAUUUCUUGUGUGUUGUCACUGAUUGAGCCAAUGGCACAUGAGAACCAUAAGGACUCAGCAAGAGCUCUGAGGAUCAUGGAGCCAUCUGGAUUGGCGGAAAGGUCUUUGGCAUGUCAGGUGUGAAGACCCCCCUGCUCUUGCAAGAAGAUGUUUAGUGUAUGCCGUAUGGCCUCGUGUUGAUUGUGUCAUGCAUUAGAAAGUCAUUUCAUAUAUUCAUUGUUAUGCGUCAUGUUUUAGGAAAUGAAAGGAGAGUUGGUGGAAACAUGCAGGAGUGUCUCAUUCCUAACUAAUCCAUCCUUGUGUAUCUCUCCUGUAGCAAUAGACAUUGUAACAUGAGCUGCUUUGUUUCUAGGACACACUGUACUGCUUCUAGAAUGCUGCUGUUUGAAUACCUUUGUAUGCUGUUUAUGUUUCCAGCAGCAUCCGUUUCAUUUUUACCAUGGCCACUGGCUUUGCAGCACAAUGGAGAGAGACAUAUGAGAUGUCAUUGAGCUCUGGGCAAUAAUAUUUGAAGGCUUCAGGCAGUUUCUCUCUGUUGACUGUACAAAUUAUUCAUGAUCUCGAUAUGAAGCAGUUAAACUAAAUGAUUAUUGUGAUGCUAAUUCAAACUAAUAAUUGGUCAACUUUAAAACCAAUAAGGCACUGAUAUGCAUUACAGUUAGUUCCCUUUGGAGUUUGUAAAGCAAACCUGAAAUCCUGAUAUGUUGAUAUUAAAGAGAAUUUGAGAAACAUCGACAGAAUGUUCAAAUGGUUCUGGUAUGGUUUUGAGGUGUUACCUGCUUGGGAAUAGAAAAUGCCUCCAGGAGCCUGAUUAUUACACCAAGAUAUCAUUUUUUCAUGUCUGGACUGUUACACGGCUUCAUAUGUAACAUUUUUUCCCAGCUUUUAAAAACAAUAUUUUAGUUGAUGUUAUCUAAGCUGGUGUCCUGCUGUUUGAUAUGGAGUGGUUGAUUAGAUUAAAUGCUGAAUGAUUGAUAGCUUCAUGAUUGCGCCAUUAGACUCCUUGGCUCAUGGUGUUUUUAAGAGAAAUAUGUUUUUGCACACUUGCAGUGUGUCUUUUAAUUUCUGCAAAGCCUAACGGGUGAAACGAAUCACUUUUAAGCAUUGUCAGUAGCAAUGAUAAAUAAUACUUUAAAUAGCCUAUUACAAUAUCUAGAAAGUCUUGAAGAGUG
This is a messenger RNA of Sinocyclocheilus rhinocerous, 5105 nucleotides long. RefSeq names its product NMDA receptor synaptonuclear signaling and neuronal migration factor. NCBI's taxonomy places the organism in Eukaryota, Metazoa, Chordata, Actinopteri, Cypriniformes, Cyprinidae. The record is from RefSeq and is a predicted model, not a curated record. The transcript has 15 exons. Bases 258 to 1970 code for a protein of 570 amino acids. Gene Ontology annotation, biological process: regulation of neuron migration; regulation of neuronal synaptic plasticity.